Messenger RNA from Dalotia coriaria, 1481 nucleotides. RefSeq names its product nuclear factor Y-box A (gene Nf-YA). Gene Ontology annotation, cellular component: CCAAT-binding factor complex. The record is from RefSeq and is a predicted model, not a curated record. Gene Ontology annotation, biological process: regulation of transcription by RNA polymerase II. NCBI's taxonomy places the organism in Eukaryota, Metazoa, Arthropoda, Insecta, Coleoptera, Staphylinidae. Bases 327 to 1262 code for a protein of 311 amino acids. Gene Ontology annotation, molecular function: DNA binding; DNA-binding transcription factor activity, RNA polymerase II-specific. The transcript is spliced from 6 exons.
UUGCGAACAGAGCUGUUCGAUUCGAUAGGCUUUCGAUCAAGUUUGGCUCUUCUCUUGGAUUAGCCAUGGAUUAGAGGGCCUUCCUUCUCUACAUUCGUAAUUGGUCGCGCGUUUCCCGCGCCUAGCGUCGACAGGCUCGUCGGAUCGGCACCACAUCCACAUCCACCGACCAUCGACCGUUAUCCGCGCGCAGCGGCACCGCAUACGCCAGGGAGUGGAAGCGACACCACCAAUACACAGCCAGACGUGUGCGCGCUGCGUUGCGACCAUUGGUCUACAAUUUGUCGACCAAUCAUUGGGAAACCGACGAAAAUAUCCCGACCAGAAUGGAGCAACUCACGACCGCAGAUGGACAAGUUGUUAUGCAAGCAGUCACACCACAGCAGGUGCAAGUCAUGCAAAUGCAAGGUGGACAGAUGAUACAAGGAGCGAAUGGGCAACAGAUUAUGGUCCAUGGAUUGCCUCAGAAUGGACAGAUUCAAGUUGCUCAAGGUGCUAAUGGUCUGCAACAAAUUCAAGUGCUCCCAGUGUCAAGCCUGCAAGGGCAAGGGCAAAUUUUAUUACAACAACCAUCACAACAAGCACAAAUUGUACAAACUGCCGAUGGACAAACAUUUAUCUACCAACCAGUUGCAUUAGAUAAUGGUAUUCAACAGGCACAACCUACAGUUUUAAAUAUCAAUGGAAACUUGGUGCAACUCCAAGCACCCCAGCCUACAGCAUCAACUGCAACUGUCACUCAACAAUCUCCAGUAGCAAGUCCAGCAACGCCCACGGUGGUUCAACAUGUAGCAGGAGGACUUCCUGCGAUGGCUAACGGCAACAUAGUGAUGGUGAGAAAUUCCACCGACAUGGUGCCGAGUACAAGCGCUGCAGCAGCUUCGCGUGUUCCAAUUACCGGUAAUGAAGUUCUGGAGGAAGAACCAUUGUAUGUAAAUGCAAAACAGUAUCGACGUAUUCUCAAGCGACGGCAGGCGAGGGCAAAACUGGAGGCAGAAGGGAAAAUUCCAAAGGAAAGACCUAAAUAUCUGCACGAAUCGCGACAUCGUCAUGCAAUGAACCGAAUUCGCGGUGAAGGUGGCAGAUUCCACUCUGGUAGUGUGAAGAAAAUGAAGCGUGAGAUGGAGGAACAAGAACGUCAUCAUCAGCAACAGCAACAUCAACAACAGAAUCAACAGCGAUCGAUUAAUCCGUAUUUAGCGGACGCUAUAAUUAUUGAAUCAGUAAUGCCGGAAUCGAUAAAAUCGGAUCCAAUGAUGUAAUGCGAUUAUUUGUAAAUAUUUUGUACAUAUUGAUCAUUUGUAAAUAUGCUAAUAUUAGGAGUGAAAAUCUUCAUGAAGGUGUUCUACAAUACAUACUAUUAAACAAUUUUUUUAUAAAAUUUAGGCUAGCCUUAGAUGAUCGCACAAGCAUUAAUAGUAUUUUAUUAACACGAUAAUAUUGUGAAAAUAAAUAAACGUAUUUAUACUAUUCCUCGGUAA